AUGGGACCUUUCAAACUACCUGCAAAUGAAUUCAUCCAUCUUUCUCUCUUCGCCUUGCGAUCUAAGGCCAAAGUCUCGAACCAAGUCAAUCUGGUUGAGGAGCUAUCCAACCAAGUUGUUUUGGUCGUCCACUCUUUGAGUCAGCUGGUCAACUCUAAGACUGAAAUCUUCUUGACUCAUGGAUCAGGAAGAGAGAAUUGCUUAGAGCCCAAUUGCAUAUGGGCUAGGGUUUCACUAGAGGUGUACACGGGAGUGUACGUUGAGUCGUGA
Messenger RNA from Prunus armeniaca (apricot), 270 nucleotides. The record is from the annotation of a GenBank genome assembly. NCBI's taxonomy places the organism in Eukaryota, Viridiplantae, Streptophyta, Magnoliopsida, Rosales, Rosaceae.